Molecule: messenger RNA, 942 nt
Organism: Capronia coronata CBS 617.96
Lineage: Eukaryota; Fungi; Ascomycota; Eurotiomycetes; Chaetothyriales; Herpotrichiellaceae
Product: translation initiation factor 2 subunit 1
Exons: 2
Coding region: 1-942 (313 amino acids)
Cellular component (GO): multi-eIF complex; eukaryotic 48S preinitiation complex; eukaryotic translation initiation factor 2 complex
Molecular function (GO): translation initiation factor activity; RNA binding; ribosome binding
Source: RefSeq, a predicted model, not a curated record
AUGUCUGACCCGGAUUCGUUGACCAACUGCCGCUUCUAUGAAGAAAAAUAUCCCGAAGUGGACAGUUUCGUGAUGGUGAACGUGAAGCAGAUAGCGGAAAUGGGCGCCUACGUCAAGCUUCUGGAAUACGAUAACAUCGACGGCAUGAUCCUCCUCUCAGAACUCUCGCGAAGACGUAUUAGGUCGAUACAGAAACUCAUCAGAAUUGGCCGAAAUGAGGUGGUGGUUGUGCUGAGAGUGGACAAGGAGAAGGGGUAUAUCGAUCUGUCGAAACGAAGAGUGUCCGCCGAAGAUAUCGUCCGAUGCGAAGAGAGAUACAACAAAAGCAAGUCGGUUCAUUCAAUUAUGCGCCACGUCGCCGAAAAGACGAAAGUUCCCAUCCUAAAGUUGUAUGAAGAUAUCGGCUGGCCGCUCAACCGAAAAUACGGACACGCCUACGACGCCUUCAAGCUGUCGAUCACCAACCCAGAAGUCUGGAACGAUGUUACCUUCCCGAACGAUGUUGUCAAGGAGGAAUUCCACUCAUACAUUGGCAAGAAGCUGACGCCGCACCCGACCAAGGUACGUGCCGAUGUUGAGGUGACAUGCUUCAAGUACGACGGCAUCGACGCUGUGAAAGAAGCUUUGAGGAAAGCCGAAGCCAGGAACAACCCCACCACGCAAGUCCGGGUCAAGCUUGUGUCUCCGCCCCAUUACGUCUUGACAAGUCAAUGUUUAGACAAGAACCAGGGCAUUGAGCUGUUGGAGCAGGCGAUCAAGGAUAUUGAGGAGACGAUUGAGAAGGCCGGUGGCAGCUGUGUGACCAAGAUGGCGCCCAAAGCUGUGACUGAGCAUGAUGAUGCUGAGCUGCAGGCCCUGAUGGACAAGAGGGCCAAGGAGAAUGAGGAAGUCAGCGGCGAUGAAGACAUCAGCGAGAGUGACGAAGGCCCGGAGGUUGCAUAA